ACUCUGAACAGAUGACAAAGCUUCAAGCCAAACAUCAGGCAGAAUGUGACUUACUUGAAGACAUGAGAAUCACAAAACCACCUUGGAAAACUUUGCAUAUGAAGAGUCAACAUGACCUUUGAAACAAGGGAGGAAAUGGAAAGCAAUUGUCUGGUGCACCUUGUAUGAAAUUUGAAACUGUCAUAUCUCAAAAAUCUUUGAGGACAUUCAGUCAGAAGAAAGCUGCCAUUGAGAGAGAAUACGCGCAGGGCAUUCAGAAAUUGGCUAGUCAAUACUUAAAGAAAGAGUGGCCUGGGAUAAAAGCAGACGAGCGAAAUGAUUUUAGGAGCAUGUAUCCAGUGUGGAAAUCAUUUCUUGAAGGCACGGUGCAGGUGGCACAGUCCAGACUCAAUAUCUGUGAAAACUAUAAGAAUUUAAUUUCUGAACCUGCCAGGGCAGUGAAGUGUUUUAAAGAACAGCAGCUGAAAAAGUGUGUGGAGCAAUUGACCAGAAUCCAGGCUGAAUUACAAGAGACUGUGAAGGAUUUAGCCAAGGGCAAGAAGAAAUACUUUGAAACAGAGCAGAUGGCUCACGCUGUCCGUGAAAAGGCUGAUAUCGAGGCCAAAUCUAAGCUCAGUCUUUUUCAGUCAAGAAUAAGCUUACAGAAAGCAAGUGUAAAGUUAAAAGCACGACGCUCAGAGUGUAAUUCUAAAGCUACUCAUGCGCGGAAUGAUUACCUUCUUACCUUAGCAGCUGCAAAUGCACACCAAGACCGCUACUAUCAGACAGACUUAGUGAACAUUAUGAAGGCUCUUGACGGGAGUGUAUAUGAUCACCUUAAGGAUUAUUUAAUGGCGUUCAGCAGGACUGAAUUAGAAAUGUGUCAAGCUGUUCAAAGCACAUUCCAGUUUCUUUUGGAAACUUCCAGUCGGGUAGUGCGAGAUUACAGUUUCCAGCUGUUCUUACAAGAGAAUUCUGUGUUUCGUAAACCGCAGUCCUUCCAGUUCCAGCCAUGUGACAGUGACACUAGUCGGCAGCUGGAAUCCGAGACUGGGACGACAGAAGAGCACAGCUUGAACAAGGAAGCUCGGAAAUGGGCUACGCGUGUGGCACGGGAGCACAAAAACAUUAUUCACAGUCAACGGACUCUGGAGGAAUUGGAAUGCCAUGGUCCUGCCGUGUCUGAACAGAGCCGAGCAGAACUGGAGCAGAAGAUCGAUGAAGCCAGAGAGAACAUCCGCAAGGCUGAGAUAAUAAAGCUGAAAGCGGAAGCUCGACUUGACCUCCUAAAGCAGAUUGGGGUUUCAGUGGACACGUGGCUGAAAAGUGCAAUGAAUCAAGUGAUGGAGGAACUGGAGAACGAGCGAUGGGCCAGCCUCCCUACUGUUGCUAACAACGGCUCUUCACAUUUGUUAAACGUCGAUGUAGAAAGAGAAGAAGGAGAAGAGCUGGAGGACGGCAUGGAUGGCUUUGAUGACAGCAGUUCCAGUCCUUCUGGCACACUCAGAAAUUAUCCGUUGACCUGCAAAGUUGUGUAUUCCUACCAGGCUUCCCAGCCAGAUGAGUUAACCAUUGAGGAGCAUGAGGUUUUGGAAGUGAUUGAAGAUGGAGAUAUGGAAGAUUGGGUAAAGGCACGAAAUAAAUCCGGACAAGUGGGUUACGUGCCGGAGAAGUACCUGCAGUUCCCCACUUCCAACAGUCUUCUGAGCAUGCUGCAGUCUCUGGCUGCGCUGGACAGCCGGUCUCAUACCUCUAGCAAUUCAACGGAAGCUGAGCUUGUCUCAGGGAGCCUUAAUGGGGACUCCAGCGUCUGUUUUGUAAAAGCACUUUAUGACUACGAGGGCCAGACGGAUGAUGAGCUGUCGUUCCCGGAGGGAGCAAUAAUCCGAAUCUUGAACAAAGAAAACCAGGAUGAUGAUGGAUUCUGGGAAGGCGAAUUCAAUGGGCAUGUCGGAGUUUUCCCCUCCGUCCUUGUCGAAGAGCUCACGGCCUCGGAAAAUGGAGAGUCCCGACUCAUUGCAGAUGUUCAGGUAUCUCCACCUCCAAAGCCCCAGAAUUCUCUGGCGCCACUGCCACUGUACGACCAGCCACCAACCAGCCCUUUUCAUAGUCCUGACAAGAGAGGUUCCCAGUACUUCCCGAGGUCUCCAUCCGCAAAUGAAAACAGCUUCAGUUCACAUUCUCCUGGAUUCUCACAGCCACCACGACCUCUUCCUGAAAGCACCUCAUACGGCAAACUGAGACCAGUACGAGCUGCCCCUCCUCCCCCGACACAACAGCAUCGCAGGCAGCUGGAGAAAAUGGAGGAUGUGGAAAUCACUUUGGUGUGACCGGCAGGACAAACGGUGCGGUCGUGCGAACGUCGAGGAACCCAGAUAUUGGCGGUGUUCGGCCAGCUCUCCUUCUCGAGCACCUUUGCAUGAUGGAAGAGACUUUAGAAGACGGAAGGAAAACUGGAGGAUUUUCCGGAGACGAUUGAUGAUGGGGGGGGCGGUCGGCUCCUGUUCCCACGGUCAUUGAUAUUUUGUGCCUUUUUAUUUGUCGCUGUUCUUUGGUUUCCCUCGAUAACUCUGCCACCCUUCCUCCACGAUCACAAAGUCAACAGAGAAAUGCCUUUGCAGUUGAAUGUCGGCCCUUCUGGUUUCUAGGGGGAAACUCCGGAGAGUUCCCCUCUUCUGGCCCCUUGACGGCGCAUCUUCAGGACGCUUCUUUCCUCCCGAAACAGCCGGACACGACGGCCUGUUGCUCACCAGACCUCUGCAAUCUGUAGCACAGUCAACGUGGCCUACUUCUUUGUCACAUGGAGCGUGUCCUUGACGCCUGGUGAGGAACCAGGGUGUAUUUUUCCGGUGUUACCUGCUGCCGCUGAAAGAAGAAGUCUUACCAGGAAUGCAUUUUUGGGGUGGGUGGGGGUGCUAGCAUGUAGACUGGCCCGAAGUUAGAGCAUACGUUUACCAUGUGCGUUAGUACAGUAUAUUACUGUUGCCAUAGGAAUGUGUUAAAUGUUUUUUUUUCCUAUUCAAGUAACAUUAAUAUCUGAUUAGGUUAUUAAUCAGAAUGUAUGUAACAGAGAAGGGAGCACAUAACUGUUAGGUUUCAAGAGAGGCUGGCUCCUCUCCCUCCCUCCCUCCUCUCUUAUUCCCUCCUCUCUUCUCCUCCAGCAAAAUGGGGAGGGAUAAUUCUACAACCGAGAGAAAGCACCGCACAUCAUAUGGGGUUAAAAACCUCCAUGCACAUCUCUUCCAUAACUGACUGUAAAACCUAAACUUAAUGUUCCUUUGGUCUUUAUGCAGUGCAUUUAGUAAUAGAGUAUCUACUACAAAAGUGCUGACUUCGUAGCAACCACAUGUUUUUCUUAGGAUAAGACUGAAUAAGCGGGAUUUUCUUUGUAGAGCCGGUCAUAGCUGUUCAUUUUCUUUUCAAGCAGUUCCUCCCCCCCCUCCUUUGGUACCUGGGUUGCUUCUUAUCCCAGUGACUGCUGUGUAGUUUCCUCGCUGACAUGAACAGUAUAUCUGCAACCUUGGAACAUCCGGCUAGAGUCGAGAAGUUUGAUGUUUAGAAUAUGGACGUGUGAUGUCUAGCUUUAGCGUCGGAUAGUCCUAGCCCGGUUCUCCAUGCAAAGCUUCACGGCCGGCUCUGACCCCAGGAAACGAAGGCUGGAGGGGGGCAGGAGUUUGAUUUUUCUUUUUGCUUCCGCAGGAGGUUGGACAUGGCACAGGUUUAUUCAAGCCUCCGUUUCCUUUAUUCAGAUGAACAGCCAAGAGAUGAGUGAGGUUGGGUGUGUGUUUUCCAGACGUAUUACCAUACACAGGGCCUCGAGAGACGUGGUCUUUAUGAGCCACAAGAAGGGGUCACCUGUGAGCUCUGCCCUAGUGGCUCAGCCUUAUCACUCAAGGCACAUCCUGUUGAGGGGGUCAUUGGGGAGGAUGACCACGGUUCCUCCAGCCCGAGGUUGUACUCAAAUGCCCUUGCAGCGCUUACCCGUCAUCUUCAGAGGUGGAGGAGAGAGAAUGUUGGGGGAGGGUGUUAAUGAGUCACAAACAACGUCUAAAGCCCAAGUUGUGGGAGCAAUCUCCUUGUGACUUUGGCAAAGAGGCCAUGCCGUUUUGUAAUUGACGAUGGGUCGGCCUGAAGCGGGAGAGAUCAUGAAAUGGCUCUCUCUGGUCUUUGAGCAGCGACCCUUAAAUUGGGGAAAGAGUUGGGGGCAGGGGCAAAAAAAAAUUUUUUUUAAAUGGAAUCCCAUCCCAAAGGGCUGGAACAGGUAAAACCGCCUGGAGAAUUUGUGUUUUAGACCUGUAAUAUUAAAGGAGCUCUUGUGUGUUCAUUUUUCCCCCUGAGCCAAUACAACGUAAUAACCAUUUCUACAUUGAGUGGCCUCCAUCAUCUUUCUCUCCCUCUUUUUUUUUUAAAUUCCAUGGCUUCAUUUUUUGUGAAAGCCUUUGACAAGACCUUCAUCUAAAACUUUGCACAAAUGGUCUCGGCUGGAUCUCUUGAAAUAUAACUCUCAUCUUUUUGCCAAUUUCUGCUUUCCUCACAUUGGCCUAUACAAAACAGAAGAGAAACUGUCUGAAGCAUCCUAGAUUUUUGCCAAAUAUCUGGCAGAUUCCAGUGAACAUUUCUGUAUUGGAGGCAACGCACCCUCGAUCUUGUUGAUCUGUUUGAGGUCCUUUUAAAGUGUUUCGCCAACUUAUUUUUAAGUUUCCUAAAAACAAAAUGUUUUUAGUAGAACUGUACUGCAAACAUAUUUAAAUGCUUCCUUAUGUUUUGCCAAGAAUAUUCACAUGUUCCAUCCAGGUUGGCCAGUUUUUCCUAAAUAAUUGCCCCCCCCUUGGGUUCCCCCAACCUCUCAUAAUUCAAAAACUAUAACUUUAAAAAAAUCUCCUUAGUUAUAUUUUAAAAAUAUUUUCUGUAAGAGCUGCUAAUUUUUAUUUUUAAAAAAAGAAUUGUAAAAAUGCACCUCCUUUUAAACUUCAUACAGGGCAUGCAGUAGAACAUAUCACCAUGUACAGUGUCAAUACACUGAAAGCAAAACCUGGAUGCUUUCUUUUUAUUGGCUGUAAAACUUUGUAUUUAUUAUGUAUAAAAUGUUGAAUAAUAAAAAGUGGCUUUAAAUCA
This is a messenger RNA of Pogona vitticeps (central bearded dragon), 5094 nucleotides long. The record is from RefSeq and is a predicted model, not a curated record. NCBI's taxonomy places the organism in Eukaryota, Metazoa, Chordata, Lepidosauria, Squamata, Agamidae.